GAUUAACUGUGAGCGCGCACAGCACGCCCCCGUUUCGUCCAUCAAUCCGCGGGGAGAGUGAACAUGACGGCCCGGUCUGUGCGGUCCCUCUCCGGAGCCCUGAAGCUCGUGUUCAGCAACCGGUUAACCAGGGUUUACAGUGCGGCCGCAUGUAAUCAGAGACACAAGUCCACUUACACUACCAUCCCUCCGCCGGCACUGUACGGAGGCAGACACACCGUGACUCUGAUUCCUGGAGAUGGCAUCGGACCAGAGCUGGCCAAGCACGUGUGUGAACUAUUCCGGUUCUGCUGUGUGCCAGUGGACUUUGAGGUUGUCAAUGUGGACUCAUCUGUGGACUCAGAAGAAGACAUCAAUAAUGCCAUCAUGGCUAUUAGACGCAAUGGAGUUGCACUAAAAGGUAACAUUGAGACCAACCACAACCUGCCCCCCUCCUACAAGUCCAGAAACAACCUGCUCCGCACCACUCUGGAUUUGUAUGCCAAUGUGAUGCACUGCCAGUCCCUACCAGGAGUGAGGACACGCCACAGAAACAUCGAUAUCAUGAUCAUCAGGGAGAACACCGAGGGAGAGUACAGCAGCCUGGAGCACGAGAAUGUACCGGGCGUCGUUGAAUGUCUGAAGAUCAUCACCAAGACCAAAUCUCUACGCAUCGCUGACUACGCGUUCAGAACGGCGAGGGCCAAAGGACGCGGACGAGUCACGGCUGUACACAAAGCUAACAUCAUGAAGUUGGGUGACGGCCUCUUCCUGGAGUGCUGUAAGGAGGUUGCCAGCGGUUACCCUGAGAUCACCUUCGACAGCAUGAUUGUGGACAACACCACCAUGCAGCUGGUUUCCAGGCCCCAGCAGUUCGAUGUGAUGGUCAUGCCCAACCUGUACGGCAACGUAGUGAGUAAUGUGUGCGCCGGGCUGGUUGGCGGACCGGGUCUGGUGCCUGGAGCCAACUAUGGACAGGACUACGCCGUGUUUGAGACGGGCACCAGGAACACCGGGAAGAGCAUUGCUAACCAAAACACGGCCAACCCCACGGCCAUGCUGCUGGCCUCCUGCCUGCUGCUGGAUCACCUGAGGCUCCACGCUUACGCCAGCAUGAUCCGCAGAGCCAUCCUCUCCACGGUCACCGAGACUCGGCUGCACACGGUGGACCUGGGGGGCCAGGGCUCCACCUCUGAAGUGGUCCGCUCCGUCAUGAACGCCGUUCAGAGCACCGGGCCCCUGACACUGAGCAUCUAGAACAAACAUUCAUGUGCAAAUUCUCUCUCUCUCUCUCUCUGGCACUGCAGAGUGCAUAUAUUACAGUGUGCCUCUCUUCAGUAGUCUUCUAUGCAAUUUCAUAAUAAUAAUAAUAACAAGAGAGUUGUUUGAUAGUAAUACUGAAAUGAAACUGUA
Perca fluviatilis (European perch) is the source of this 1392-nucleotide messenger RNA. Its product is annotated as isocitrate dehydrogenase [NAD] subunit gamma, mitochondrial-like. Gene Ontology annotation, biological process: tricarboxylic acid cycle; isocitrate metabolic process. Lineage: Eukaryota; Metazoa; Chordata; Actinopteri; Perciformes; Percidae. Gene Ontology annotation, cellular component: mitochondrion. The transcript has 12 exons. The record is from RefSeq and is a predicted model, not a curated record. Gene Ontology annotation, molecular function: NAD binding; magnesium ion binding; oxidoreductase activity, acting on the CH-OH group of donors, NAD or NADP as acceptor. The coding region runs from base 64 to 1236 and encodes 390 amino acids.